UGAAAAACCUAAAAGUUUCAUGUAUAAAAUUGUGGAGCAGUGUCCAGCAGUGUGAGUUGUUGUCUAAACGUGGAACAUCAAUCAAUAACCUGACACUUGACAGUGACAGCAGACAGCCCGCACUGGCCCGCAGUUGGAUAAAAUAACCAGCAUGUAUUUAUAAAGUUUAUUUGGAUUAAUUUUGAAUUUUAAUAAAUAAAAGAAAGCCGGCUAAGCCGCUUUUUAAGUCGACCAAGCAGAACAUUACAACAAAGCAGAAUGUCUCGACGUGGUGGAUGGAAUAGAUCAUCUUACAAAAAUGUUAAUAAGGAUAGGCCCCGCGGUUUACGCGGCAAAGACAUCGGCAUGUAUUAUAAAAAUUUACAAAUGAGAAAUGGAAACAGAACCAAAAAGAAUUUAGAUAUCACGAUAAACCUUACGAUCCCACCCGCCGUAUUAACGAGUUUACAAAAAAAUAUAGAGUCUAUCAAAAAGAUAGCCAAGGAGCAUCAAAUUGAUAUACAACCACCCAAACCUUUGAAAAUUGUGGAAAUAAAACAAGAAGUAAGUCCUGAAAGUUUUGAUCAUAAAUUUGCUCCGCCAUCUGGGGUACCAUUGAUGAGAAACUUUGGUGACCCCAGUAUAUCUGAAGAACCAUCUACAUCUUCAAGUUUUAUUAAAUCUGAAGAUGUGAAGGUUGAGAUAAAAGAGGAAGUUAUGGAGUCUUCAUUCACUGAAGACCAAGAUCCAGAACCUGGACAUUCUGACCAAAGGCUUGUGAGUGCAUUAAAAGGAGCAGGAGACUACAAGUAUGGAUAUGAAGACAUUAUUACAGGCACGUUUCAAGAAAAACUUGAUGAAUGUCUCUCCAAAGGUGUCACUAUAUCUAUGGAAAAUGAAGAUAUCAGUGCUCUGAAUGAAUCCAUAUAUGAAAGCUACCAGAGCAAAAUAAAUACUCCAGAGUAUAAGAAAUUUAAGAAGUUCCGUAAAAUAUUGCCCACUUAUAAGAAAUCAGAGGAAUUGUUGAAGGUUUUUAAUGAAAAUCAAGUGGUUGUUGUUAGUGGUGAGACUGGGUGCGGGAAGUCAACACAGAUCCCACAAAUAAUUUUAGAUGAUGCUAUAAUUAAUAAGAGAGGUGCCAACAUACAUAUUCUAGUCACUCAACCGCGGCGUAUAGCGGCGUCUUCUUUAGCCACCAGAGUAGCUGAAGAAAGAAAUGAAUCCUUAGGCAUAUCUGUAGGAUAUGCUGUUAGAUUAGAGAAAUCAGAGGCGAGGCCUCGCGCUAGUAUAAUGUUUUGUACUACGGGUAUAUUAUUAGCCGAGUUGGAAACCAACCAAGGCUUGACAAACUACAGUCAUGUGAUACUUGACGAGGUGCACGAGAGAGACACCCAUAUUGACUUGUCCAUGUUUAUGUUGAAACAGGUACUAAAGAAACGCAAAGACUUAAAACUAAUUCUAAUGAGUGCCACCAUAGAGGCCGAUAAACUGUGUUCAUACUUCGACGGCUGUCCUAUGAUGCAUAUUGAGGGGCUAGCUUACCCCGUCAAAGAUAUUUACUUGGAGGAAAUCCUGCAAAUGACUAAGUUCACGUUACCGGAGGAGCCAGCUCAAGGACGCGGAAACCAACACGUUAAGCCCUGGCAAAGAUCUAAGAUGAAGAAGCAAGCUGCUGAGAUGCAGAUGGAUAUACAGUAUAAGGCAGAAAUAGCUCCAUGGCUGGAAUCCAUAAAGAAGAAGUUAGAUCGAAGUGUUUACCAAACUCUUCAGAAUGCAAAAAUCGAGGAAUUAAACAUCGAUCUCAUUUACGAACUGCUGAUCCAUAUCAGCAAGGGAGAUCCCGGCGCUGUCCUCGUCUUUCUGCCAGGGAUCGGCGAAAUAUCAAAAUUACUGAGGAAAAUGGACGAAAGCACAUUUUUCUCGAGAGAUCGCUAUGAAAUCUAUCCCUUGCAUUCUAAGUUGCCAUCUUUAGAGCAACGGAAAAUAUUUCAGAAGCCUCCUGAUGGUAUAAGAAAGAUAAUAGUCGCUACAAAUAUAGCGGAGACAUCCAUUACUAUUGAUGACAUCGUAUACGUUGUGGAUUGCGGCAAAAUAAAAUACAGCGGUCUGAAUAUUGAAGAUAAUGUGUCCACAUUGCAAACUGAGUGGAUAGCUCAAGCGAAUUUACGUCAAAGACGAGGUCGCGCCGGUCGUUGCCAGCCGGGCAUAUGCUACCAUUUAGUGACGUCAUACCGUGCAGGAAAAUUAGCCGAGCGACUGUUACCGGAAUUACAGAGGAACUCCUUGUUAGAGCCAGUACUGGCUAUAAAGCAGCUUCGGUUGGGAAAGGCAGCUGAUGCUAUGAGCAAGAUGCCUUCGCCUCCUGCAGAUACCACUGUUCAGCGAGCUGUGAAACAUUUAUCGCAGGUAGGCGCGCUAGACCAGGAGGAGACCCUGACGCCGCUGGGCUGGCACCUGGCGCGGCUGCCGGUGCACCCGGCGGCGGGCAAGCUGCUGCUGCUCGGGACCAUGUUCGGCUGUCUCGACCGCGCCGCCAGCGUCGCCGCCGUCUGGGGGUUCAAGGACCCCUUCCAACUCGUCAUCGGAAAGGAAAGAGAAGUAGACGAAAUGAAACGAAUCCUAUCUCUGGGAGAGCCGAGUGACCACGUGGCGAUAUCCGAGGCAAUCAUACGAUUUGAGCAACAUUACAACUACAACCAUAAACGUGUAUUUGCACGCGAACACUUCUUAGCUUACAAUACUUUAGGAUUACUCUCUGAAAUGAAAAAUCAGUUUGGUCACAAUCUGAAGCAAAUGGGUUUCUUGAGUUCUGGCGAUGUGACUUCAGCGUGGGAGAACCGCAAUAGGGAUAAUUUGAGCCUCUUCAAAGCCAUAGUCGCUGCAUCGCUUUAUCCUAAUAUUGCUACUGUUCGAUGGGGAAGGACAAACUCCAGAAAUCCUUCCCGCCCGCCCAGGGUUAAGGUGAGGACACCAGAAGAUGGCCCAAUAAAUAUCCAUCCCAGCAGUGUCAUGGCGUCAAAACCUUACGGAUUCCAAUCAGGGUACUCAAGUGGGCCAGAGCCUGGGGCCAAUUGGCUAGUGUAUUGGCUCAAACAACGUUCUUCAGACCUCUUCCUAAUUGAUGUCACUCUAGUCUACACGUUACCGUUCUUGUUUUUUGGUGAAUUUGUUGUUUCGGAAGCUGGACCAUCAGACUACUGUGUUUUGAUAUCAAGCGUCAAAGUAACGUGUAAGAAAACGACACUGGAGCUGCUUUGGCAAAUGAGAUCUUUAUUAGAUCAAGUUUUAGCGUCAAAAAUCGGUGACAGGAGUCCCUGUUGGACUCGUAAUAAUCACUUUGAGAACAAAGUGUUAGACUCUGUAAAGGAGUUAAUAACAGCCGAAGAUGAGAGCGCUGAAUACAUAGGUGAUGAAGAAGAUGACAAUUCUGAAUCUGAUUAUUCUGAUUAUGGAUCGAGUUGGUCCUGGCGUCAUUAAAUAUUAUGUUUUUGUUUA
This is a messenger RNA of Trichoplusia ni (cabbage looper), 3474 nucleotides long. It is a transcript of the gene Rhau, whose product is annotated as ATP-dependent DNA/RNA helicase DHX36-like. Gene Ontology annotation, molecular function: G-quadruplex RNA binding; ATP binding; DNA helicase activity. The transcript is spliced from 13 exons. The record is from RefSeq and is a predicted model, not a curated record. Gene Ontology annotation, cellular component: intracellular anatomical structure; cytoplasm; nucleus. Bases 259 to 3456 code for a protein of 1065 amino acids. NCBI's taxonomy places the organism in Eukaryota, Metazoa, Arthropoda, Insecta, Lepidoptera, Noctuidae.